Messenger RNA from Trichobilharzia regenti, 819 nucleotides. NCBI's taxonomy places the organism in Eukaryota, Metazoa, Platyhelminthes, Trematoda, Strigeidida, Schistosomatidae. The record is from the annotation of a GenBank genome assembly.
AUGGACUGUGAUAGUAAUAAUAGCGAUAAUAGAUCUUCAUUUGGUUGUCGAUACCUUACAGUCGAUAGUGAUGUUUAUGAACAUAAUGCAUGGGAUAUUAUUCAGUGGACAGAAGAGCAGGAGAAUUUGGCGAAAGAAAGAAUACUUCUAAACAGUACCGAACGGCUGCCAGAAGAUUCCCAGGAAAAGACAGAAAUUUUGGCACAGGAGUAUUGGGAUAAAUUUUACUCCCAUCAUAAAGAUAAGUUUUUUAAAGAUAGGAAAUGGAUGGAAAAAGAGUUCAGUGAAUUAUUUUGUUCAACGUCAUCUAGUAUGCAUAUAAUGGAAGUCGGUUGUGGUGUGGGAAACACAAUACUUCCUAUUUUACGCCUUGUCAAGAAUCCAGAUUUGUUCAUUUAUGCUUCUGACUUCUCUGCACAGGCUUUAUCUAUACUUACUCAUUCGGAUGGAUAUGAUUCCAGUCGCUGCGUCGCUUUUACAUAUGAUAUUACAAAGACAACCGAGGAAAUACCUUGUCCCAGAAACAGCUUAGAUUAUCUAAUCUUAGUAUUUGUAUUGUCAGCAGUUAAUCCUGAAUUAUUUCCGUCGGUUAUAAGAAAUCUUGUAACAUAUUUGAAACCUGGUGGUGUAUUACUUUUUCGAGAUUAUGGACGAUAUGAUUUGGCUCAGCUACGAUUUAAGAAUGGUCAGUGUUUAAAGGAUAAUUUCUAUAUGCGACUAGAUGGCACACGGUUUAUUUUUUCACGCAAGAAGAGCUACAUGAAUUGUUUAUCAAUGCUGGUCUGGAGAAAAUUCAAAAUAAAGUUGAUCGCAGGUUGA